AUGGAGGGGCUGCGGCGGGGCCUGUCGCGCUGGAAGCGCUACCACAUCCAGGUGCACCUAGCGGACGAGGCGUUGCUGCUGCCGCUCACGGUGCGGCCGCGGGACACGCUCAGCGACCUGCGCGCCCAGCUCGUGGGCCAGGGCGUGAGCUCCUGGAAGCGCACCUUCUACUACAACGCGCGGCGGCUGGACGACCACCAGACGGUGCGCGACGUGCACCUGCAGGACGGCUCGGUGCUGCUGCUCGUCAGCGACCCCAGGUGGCCGGGGGCGGGGACUGGGGGGCGACCUGGGAUCGGGGGCCUGGGUGGCGGGGGGAUAGGGAGCCCUGGCUGGGGUCCCCGGCCCAGAGACGGGCAGAGGUGUCCCCGGGUCACACAGCGGCGGCGCGGGAGGGCAGGCAGCGCCCCUCCCGGCGGUGGCAGCGACAGCGUCCUGGGCCGCGGCUGGGGGCGGGCAGCGCAGUCCCGGAUCUGGGACCGAGAUCCCCGCUGCGGCGCUGUGCGUUUCCAUGGCAGCCUGGCUGGAGCCGGCCAGAGCGAUUAG
This is a messenger RNA of Mesoplodon densirostris (Blainville's beaked whale), 546 nucleotides long. RefSeq names its product TINCR ubiquitin domain containing (gene TINCR). The record is from RefSeq and is a predicted model, not a curated record. Lineage: Eukaryota; Metazoa; Chordata; Mammalia; Artiodactyla; Ziphiidae. Gene Ontology annotation, molecular function: protein binding. The transcript is spliced from 2 exons. Bases 1 to 546 code for a protein of 181 amino acids.